CCAACAUAAACAUGAUUUCCUGCUAUGAUAGGCGACGAAUGAAAGCAUUCAAUAUUGUGGUAAUGAUUGUAUGGUCAAGUCUUUUGUCAUCUGUAGAUGGAUCGUGUGCCUCAAAAGGGGACAUCGUUUUUCUUCUUGACGAAUCUGGAAGCAUUGGAUACAGCAACUUCGAGCGGAUCAAAUCUUUCGUAAGCACCAUUGUCGGCCAAUUCAGUGUUGGAAACGAUACAAAUCAGUUUAGCGUGGUCAGUUUUGAAUCGUUUGCAAGAGAAAUCUUUCCCUUGAACCGAUAUCAAACUGUGUCAAGUAUUCAGUCAGCUAUUUCUAGCAUCAGUUUCUCAAGUGGUGGAACAAGCAUAGGUAGAGCUCUUGACUAUGCCCGAAUGUACUCUUUUACAACAACUAGAGGUGCAAGAUCGGAUGCAGCAAAGAUUGCAGUUUUAAUCACAGAUGGCCAAAGCUCUCUUACUGAUGAGCCCGAACGUCUGAAAGCAAUGGGGGUCACCAUCUUCUGCGUCGGUGUUGGGUUAGGUGUAGAUUUCCAGGUGCUUCGCUCAGUGGCUACACACAACGACUACACAUAUUUGACAACAUUUGACGUGCUCAAUCUCAUAUCGGAGGAAUUAUCCAAUAGGACGUGUGCAGAUGAUAUCAAUGAUUGUCUUGGGGAACCUUGUCUGAAUGGGGGAACUUGUGAAGACCAGUUUGGAAAAUACGUCUGUCAUUGUCAAGGAGGGAUUACAGACCCCAUUUGUUACGUGCCAGGUUUGCCCAAUGUAACGCUAGGGUCUAGUGUUCAAAUGUCGCCAGGGUCAACAACUAUACUUAAUUGUUACGUCACAAGUCCAACGACGGUCUCCUCCAUCACGUGGUUAUACCAGAAAAAUGGUGUCAAUUCAGUGGUAAACACAGGAGAUACUUCAAAAUAUAGCGGUGGAACUAUUGGAACACCCUCUCUCUCCGUAAAGAACGUUCAAGUAACAGAUGUAGGAAACUACAGAUGUCAAGCACAAAAUACGGCAGGAAUUGGUCAGAGUGCAUCUAUGGUACAUUUGGAUCUGAGCCAAGGUUAUCCAAAUUUGGUAACGACCGGAUCUUAUACAUAUACUGUAAAUGCGAGCAACAACGUGACAUUGACAUGCAAUUUUACGUCAUCAUACCCACCAGUGCUAAUGGUGCAAUGGUAUAAAUAUUACAGCAUCAUAUCAACUAGUAUGUCUGGGAAAUAUAUAGGGGGGACUCCACAGAACCCCUCCCUUACCAUCAUAGACUUCCAGGCAGCCGAUAUGGGAACUUACCGUUGCUCCGUCUCCAAUUCGUACGGAACAAGGACCAGUUCAGAUAUACAUUUAGUUGUGUAUGCUAAUGAAGAUUCGAGUUGUGACAAGCUGAGCUGUGGAGGUCUCAGAGAAUGCGUUUUAAUGAACAACAAACCUACCUGUUCUGUGUCGACCUGGAAAGCGGCGGCGGCGGGGGUAGCAGGGACUGUGGGCGCCGCUGCUUCUGUGGCUGCAGGAGUUGCCGCCUUUAAGUUACUGACUAGCAAGGCAAUACAGCCACAAAAUGGGACCGGGAAUUCCCAAGGAUCCAAUUCAAAGUCAAAUAACAGAAACAAUGAUAACAACGAUCAAAACAGUGACGACAACAACAGUGAUGACGACAGAGAGAGUAACCAUGACGACGACAUGCCGGACCCUAACUACAUCGGGGGAUACCAGGGGUUCAUCAACUCCAUGCCUCCUCCCAGCAUGUAGUUUAGUCGUGUCUGAUUCGGGUCUUAAACCUAAAAAAAGCUUACUUUAUACACUUGUACAUUAUUAGGUGCGUGAUUUAGAUAUCAUUUAUCUAUUAUUAAUUAUCAUUAUACUUUAUAUAUCAAUCAAUAUUUGGACUAUUUUGAAUGUUAAAUGGUCUUUACUUAUAGAUAUGAUUGUAGAUGUAAACUAUUGGAUAUUGUUAUUUGUAGACUUUUCAUUCACUUUUUAUGUAUAAUAUAUAAUCUUUCGUCAAAAAAAUCCCUAAGCCUCUUUUUUUAAAGGAAACUAUCGGGUUUAAUACAUGUAACCAGUGCGAGCUACAAUAAAUAACAUUGAACUCGGAAUCUCGAAAGAGCUGCUUACUGACAAGUACUAAUAAUGACAUCUGUUCUUCCGUUAUCGGAUAAAUUCAUACUGUUUAACGUUACAAUUGGUUAUAAUUUAAAUAUACAGUUUCCUUAAAAAAUGUAAACCAAUUUUGAAACACGUUCGUGAACAUUUGAGCUACGUGUAACACGCAGAUCAAUUAUUCAAAAUUGUAUUAUAUAAAUUAUGAAAUGCUUGCAACAUAAACAAGAAGGUAUAGGAACUAUAAAACGAAAUUAAGAAUUUGAGGAAGGUAAAGCUACAUGUAUAUUUAGAUCGUUGUUCUUUUUAGAUCAUUGUUCUUCUAAAUGUAACCUUGUCUGUGAUAUUAAUUCUGAUUUUGGCUGUGAUUUUAUUCAUUGUGAUAGUAAUGAAUACAUGCACAACAAAAGUUUUUCCAUUUUCAUGUGUUUCCAACUAAUUCUAAGGACUACAAAGAAGAAUGCAACUUUUAUAAAAAAUAAUGAAAUGUAUGUGUUGAUAUUUUG
Magallana angulata is the source of this 2611-nucleotide messenger RNA. RefSeq lists its product as uncharacterized. Gene Ontology annotation, molecular function: calcium ion binding. The transcript is spliced from 7 exons. The coding region runs from base 12 to 1754 and encodes 580 amino acids. NCBI's taxonomy places the organism in Eukaryota, Metazoa, Mollusca, Bivalvia, Ostreida, Ostreidae. The record is from RefSeq and is a predicted model, not a curated record.